Entamoeba invadens IP1 is the source of this 1242-nucleotide messenger RNA. RefSeq names its product protein kinase, putative. Gene Ontology annotation, biological process: protein phosphorylation. The annotation marks the transcript as partial. Gene Ontology annotation, molecular function: ATP binding; protein kinase activity. The transcript has a single exon. NCBI's taxonomy places the organism in Eukaryota, Evosea, Mastigamoebida, Endamoebidae. The record is from RefSeq and is a predicted model, not a curated record.
CAUCAAAAACAACUUGCAAAAACAACAACAAGUUUCAAAAUGAGUCAUUCGAACAUUUCUUUUGUUCAACUUUGUGAAGAUGUUGUUGUCAAUAAAACAGAAAUUUUAUUUGGUUGUUCUGAUGAUCCAGUCAAAGUUGGUGUUGAAAGUCGUGAAUUGAUAUGUGUUGGCAACUCGUCAAAGCAACAUUUGAAAAUCCAAUUUUCGACUAUAAUUAAUACUGCAAAAUACACAAUCAAAACAGAACCCAAAGUUGUAUCUUUAUCACAAGGAAUGGCAGUCGAAUUUGAAAUAUUUGUUGAACCAAAAUGUUCAUGUAAAAUUGAUGAUAAAAUUGUGCUUUUCUCAAAAGGAUUAAAAGAUGGAAUUACAAACAACAACCAAUUAACUUUGAGUAUUUUUACUGAGAUGUCAACACGUCUUGACCCAGAUGAGUUAAUUGAAGAGAAGAAACUGGGCGAGGGGUCUUUUGGUAUUGUCUACAAAGGAUCUUUUAGAGGAAAUUGUGUGGCUAUUAAGAAGAUGAAGGAAUUAAAAAAAGAUGUUGAUGAAAUAAUUGACUUUACCAAAGAAGUUGAAAUGCUUGACAAAUUUCGAAGUGAAUAUAUCGUCCAUUUUUAUGGAGCUGUAUUUAUACCAAAUAAAGUGUGUAUGGUCACUGAGUUCGCACAAUAUGGAAGUUUACAAGAUUUGAUGAAACACAAAACAUAUGACGAAGUUGACAUGAAACUUCGACUUAAAAUGAUGUUGGACGCAUCAAGAGGUAUUUUGUAUCUACAUGAAAAUGGAAUAUUACAUCGAGACAUCAAACCAGACAAUUUACUUGUGUUUUCAUUAAAUUUAAAUGAUAAGGUGAAUGCCAAAUUGACCGACUUUGGAUCGUCGAGAAACAUUAAUAUGUUGAUGACUAACAUGACAUUCACAAAGGGUAUUGGUACACCAACUUACAUGGCGCCUGAGGUGUUAAACAAAGAAAAGUACACAAAAUAUGCAGACGUCUUUUCGUUUGGCAUUACAAUGUAUGAAGUGUUCGGGUGGUGUGAAGCGUAUCCAUUUACCACAUUCAAAUUUCCAUGGAAAAUAGCCGAGUUUGUGACCGCUGGAAAACGACUUGAAAGAAGAGAAAACAUUCCAAAAACAUUAUAUCAACUAAUACAAAUGUGUUGGAAACAAAACCCAAAAGAAAGAGAAACAAUUAAUAAUAUCGUUGAAUGUAUUCAAAAAAGUUAUAAUGCGGUAUAA